UUUGUGCAAAACAUUCGACAUGAAUCCUUACGUCUACGGAAGAGAAUCACCGUCGAUACAAGCAAGGCCUAUUUUGCAUAUUAAACAUGAAAUUGGAUUAGCUAGCGUGUGUACCAAUUGCUACUAGCUAAUUGAGCUAGCCAGUUAGCAUGAAUAUUUCGGCAAGUAUCCAUUUUUGGUAACAAAAACCCGUUGCACGCUUCAUAGACGUUACCUUCCUUGUCGGCCAUUGUAGCUAACUUCAGCAGAUAAAAGUCCACUGAUGAAAGUUAUACAGACAGUCUCAAGACGGAAAGCUUUGUCUCAGGCUGUCUUGCAGUGCCGUGUUGAGCGACCCGAGCUAACCGGAGCUAAACUCGCUACUUGGCGGAGCGACGUGGGCGCAUUCGCGCGCUUGGUACAAAGGAGGGGGUGUCCUGCAACCAAUCAGAUGACAGAACGCUCCUGUGACCACGGGGUCUCGACGCCUGCCGUUCAACAACUGUGCCACAGGAGGGCAGACGAGGCGUUUACAUACCACAACAAACAUGGAGUGUAAUGUUGUCCUAUUGGACCAUAAGGACUGGACGAGACAGUAAGCUCUUUCCUCAUUGGGCGAUUCUGAAGCGGGGUAUUUGGAGUUCAAGAUGUGCCUCUCCUGAGUCUUGACCAUAUAUUUAAUAUCCUGACAGCUCAAGACCCGAUAUUAUAACCUCCGAAAACAUGUAAAGUACACCCUUCCUUCGCAGUGUCUUAUUUUGCAUCAAACAAUUCACAUUAACGUUAUUCAACACUAUGUCUAGAUCAGACACAUCAAGGGUACUUGACAUUCUGAAGUCACUUUACCAGCAUGUGCAAACACUUAAUCAGUUUGCAGACACCAUCGUAUUUAGAGAAGGGCAGAAAGCAUCGCUCAUUGAAGGAUCCGACACAGCACGCUUCAAGUCAUUCGUCGGGGGUAUUUUUGUGUGCACUGAUCAACAGUUGCAACAACUGCCAAGCCGAAACGAGGGCAUGGAUCUCAGGGUUAUGAGUAUUUCACAUCAUCUCAAUGUGAAAAGAAGUACAACAAAUCAGCAAAACGUCAAAUCAGAUAAUAGCAGCGUUACUAUUCGAACCUUGGAUAGUCCACCUCUAGAGUUAUUAGUGUCUGACUCAACGUACCUGACUCAACAUUAUCUACUAUGUGUGUGUUCUCAUACGACCCCCCUACAGAUCUGCACACUCCCCGAGCUACUGGCUUUUGUUUUGAACACUGUGAAGAGGAAGAAGAAAAGAAAUGUGCUGGCGCACGGCUACGGGUUCCUCUCCCUGGCCCAAGAGGACCGUGACGCGGACCAGUUCAAGUUCCAAAGCGACGUCACUCAAAGUGCCGCUUACAUCCACGGCAGCGAUCUGUGGAAGAAAGUCUCCCACCGUCUCGGCACGGACAUGACCCGAUACCUGCUGGAGAGCUGCGCCGUGUUCGUGGCGGUGCCCCCCUCCUGCGUGUUCCAGGUGUGUGGCGUGCCCGUGUACGACCGGGUGUCGGUCAUGACCAGCCGCGCUGGCGUCUUCCUCCGGACCAAAUCCAGGGCUGACCCGGGUAACCGUCAGCGGGAUCGCCGCCCCCCGGUGUGCCAGAUUAGAAAACGAGGGGCUGGUUAUAAAACCAACAGGAAUAGGGGCAGGGCUAGGGAUGGUAAUCAAAGGAAGAGGAAAAGCUCUGGCCGGACGGAUGGUAUGGGUCGGGCCGCAAAGAGGACAAGAAUGGAUUGGGCCAAGCAGGAGAUACCGCAGAGUGGCGUUGAUGCAGGGGGUAAUGUUCUUCCUAGCUCAGUGGAAGCAUCCAAGGUGCCAGCAGAAGGGUGUAGUGCUGAUUCUAAAAGGCAGGUCAUAGUGUCGAAAACCUCUCUUCCUUUGGAAGGAGGGCCAAGUUGGAGAUCGGGAUUCUCUCCAACUCUCCCACCAUCCCACUGCUUCAUCCGAACCUUGGGAAUGCUGUACGGCGGGAAGGGGAUGCGUGGAUUCCUUCUAAACAGGAAGACGAAGAGCCGUACAGAGGUGAAGCAGAGGCUUCAGGGGCGGGACCUGGUCAGGAUUGUGUUCUUUGAGGGCGUGGCCUAUCUCAACGGAGUGGAGAAGAAGCCAAGGAAACUGCCCCGGCGCUUCUUCAACAUGGUGCCUCUGUUCGACCGGCUGCUGCGGCAGCACAGGGGCUGCCCCUACGGCAGGGUCCUGCAGAGCGCAUGCCCCUUGCGCAUGGAGGAGCUGGGUGUGGAGGCACAGGGGGACCUGAGCUCCCUCCUGCCCCUCACCUGUUCCCCCCAUCAGGUGUUCCUCUUCAUCAGAAAGUGCCUCGCCACCGUGGUGCCCAUGGAGCUGUGGGGGUCCGAAUACAACCGGGGUCGUUUCCUCCUCAGGGUCAGGGGCUUCCUGCGCAGCGGCAAGUUCGAGAGGCUCUCAUUGGCCGAGCUGCUGUGGAAGAUGAGGGUGAGCGAGUGUGAUUGGCUGAAGAUCAGCAAGACGGGUCAUGUCCCCCCCAGCGAGCUGGCCUACCGGACACGCGUGAUUGGUCAAUUCUUGGCGUGGAUGCUGGACGGCUACGUGGUGGGCUUGGUCCGAGCGUGCUUCUACGUCACGGAGAGCAUGGGACAGAAGAACACGCUCCGCUUCUACAGACAGGAGGUGUGGGCCAAGCUGAGGGAGCUGGCCUUCAGAGGGCACGUCUCCAAGGGCCAGCUGGAAGAGCUGACACCCGCCCAGAUGGCCUCCCUGCCGAAAGCCACCGUGGUUUCCCGCCUUCGCUUCAUCCCCAAGGCGGACAGCAUGCGACCGAUCACGCGCGUCGUUAGAUCCGACGUCAAAUCCAGGGUUCAUCAAUCAAACAUGCGUGAGCUGCUGGACGUGCUGGGGGCGUGUGUGCGCUCUGACCCCCCCUUGCUGGGCUUCACUGUGUGGGGGAUGACCGACAUUCACAAGAAGCUCCGCCCCCUGGCGUCCGCUCAGAAGGACCAGCCUCAACGCCUCUACUUUGUUAAGGUGGACGUGAGCGGGGCCUAUGAGAGCCUUCCCCAUGACAAACUCAUUGAGGUGAUUGGCCAGGCCCUGACACCGGUCCUGGAAGACACAUUCGUCAUCCGUCGCUACGCCAAGAUCUGGAGGGACGCCCAUGAAGGCCUGAAGAAGACGUUUACUCGACAGGCAGAUUUCAUGGAAGACAACAUUGGAUCCACAAACAUGAAAGGCUUUGUGAUGAACAUGCAGCGAGAGGGCAAGCUUCAUAACGCUAUACUGGUGGAGCAGCAUUUUUCCUCAGACCUGCAUGGCCGAGAUGCUCUUCAGUUUUUCACUCAAAUGCUUACUGGUGGAGUUGUGAAAUUUGGGAAAAAAACUUUCCGGCAGUGUAGAGGCAUCCCCCAGGGCUCGGUGGUGUCCAGUCUCAUGUGCUGCCUCUGCUACGGUCACAUGGAGAACAACUUAUUCAAAGAUAUUAACUUGAAUGGAGGGUGUCUGAUGAGGUUGGUAGAUGAUUUCCUCCUGAUAACCCCUGACCUGGGUCAAGCACAGACCUUCUUCAAGACUCUGUCAGACGGGGUUCAGGACUAUGGGUUGGUGGUAAACCCACAGAAGGUGGUGGUCAACUUCCAGGUAUCGGAGGAUUCGGGGGCGGGUCCAAACGUGCGCGUGCUGCCUGCUAGCUGCCUCUUCCCCUGGUGCGGACUGCUCCUGGACACGCACACCCUGGAUGUCUUUCAGGACUACUCCAGCUACGCGGGGCUCUCCCUGCGUUACAGCUUCACCCUGGGCUUCUCCCAGCGAGCGGGGUUGCACAUGAAGAAGAAGCUGAUGGGGCUCCUUCGACUCAAGUGCCACGCCCUCUUUCUGGACCUCACGAUAAACUCUGUGGAAGCCGUCUACGGCAGCGUGUACAAGCUGGUGUUGCUUCAAGCAUGGAGGUUCCAUGUGUGCGCCCAGAGUUUGCCCUUUGGACAAACGGUUGCCAAGAAUCCCAAGUGCUUCCUGCUCAUGAUCUGGGACAUGGCUCACUAUGUGAAUCGACUCGUCCGACUCUGCAACAAAGGGGUGAGCCUUGGCACCAGGCACCAGACAGGCGUCCUGCAGAGCGAGGCAGUGGAGCUGCUCUUCUGCCUGGCCUUCAUCCUGGUCAUGUCCCGGCACCGGCCCCAGUACAGAGGCCUGCUCCCUGGCCUACACAAACGGAAGCGGUGUCUGGAGAGGCAGCUGGGGGACAUCCGACUGGCCAGGGUCAGACAGGCCACCAAGCCCGGGAUCCCGCAAGAGUUCCUGGCCAUCCAUCCCUAGAUGACCCCUGCUACAGCUACACCCCCCAGAAAAAGAAAAGAAAAAGUCCAGGUUUCUGCUCCCCCUCAUGCACUCUGAGUCAUCUGAUUUCAUUGCAUAUAGAUUCGGGUUAUCAAAAGCUCUGGAUUUAUUUUUAGCUUAAUAUUGUGGCACAGUAGCAGAAGUACCAAGCGGAUUGUUGUUCUUUGGAGUUUUCCAAAAAUGUUCCCCAUAUAAACAUUAUUUUGUAUUAUUGCGUUUCAACAUCUGUUGGUGGAGCCCACCACAGCAAUAAACUAUUUUAACAACCACUCUAUGAUCAGAUGUUCAAUGAGUCAACAAAACAAUUAACGCAUGCAUGAGAGGACAAAAAAAAUCAUUACUUGGUCUUUAUAACCUCCAGUUGUGAUAGCUAUCAGAAAGCAGAAGGAAAGAUUUUUCUAUCAACUAACCUGCCAAUGAUUAAGUACACUUUUAAUCCUUUCUGUAAAUAAGUUCCCUAUUGUUUCUUUGACACUAUUUUUCGGACCUGUCGUCUUCAUAAGAGAAAAAGGUGACAUGUUUGUGAACCUACUGGGCGGCAGUGGCUUAGGAGGUACAACAGGUUGACUCAUGGCAACCAGUAGUUUCCAGUGAGUGUUGAGGUUUCCCUGAGCAAGACCCCUGACCCUAAUUGCUCCAGACGACCUGGCUGUUUUGCAUGGUUGACAACGCGCAUGUGUGUAAUGCGUGUAUGAAUGGAUGAAUGGGCAAUAAUUGCAAAGGACUUUGAGUGGGCACUGGUUAUAAUAGCGCUACAUGAAUGCGGCCCAUUUACUAUUUUUUUUACUUUAUCAAAACAUUUAUAGUACAGGCCAUUUUUGUUUUAUUUAAUAAAUGUAUAACCUUGCUAAAAAGUUACGAGGAACCGUCUUCCUAUGUUCCAAGGUUCAAACUAAAUAUGGAGGGCUGCCCCU
Molecule: messenger RNA, 5219 nt
Organism: Gadus chalcogrammus (walleye pollock)
Lineage: Eukaryota; Metazoa; Chordata; Actinopteri; Gadiformes; Gadidae
Gene: tert
Product: telomerase reverse transcriptase
Exons: 16
Coding region: 775-4284 (1169 amino acids)
Biological process (GO): telomere maintenance via telomerase
Cellular component (GO): telomerase catalytic core complex
Molecular function (GO): telomeric repeat DNA binding; telomerase RNA binding
Source: RefSeq, a predicted model, not a curated record